AGUUCAGUUAGGUUCAAAUUGAGGGUAAAGUCGCUGGGCGAAAGUGGUGACUCGCCAAUCAGUCUAGGCCGACGAAUUCUAUACCUACAAAUUGACGACUAACAUAGUCGACAUCAACAUGUCGGUUCUUGGAUCACAGUCAGGUCUUUCCGAACAAACGUUAUCGGAUGCAGAUGACAGCAAUGUCCCAAUGCAGCUUCUGAUGGAGACUAUAGAUAGACGAAAGGCACAGAACCGCAUCGCCCAGAGAAAGCAUAGUCAGUCCCCUCCAACUUUUCCGAGCCAACCUCACAGCAUCGCUCUCAUCCGUCCAUGUUCUCGUCAAUCCAUGUGUGAAUAAAAUGAUUGAGUAAUAAAAAAAAUAGGACAAAAGCUCAAGAAACGUAUCGAGGAACUGGAGUUGCAACUGGAGUACGCGAAUUUCAACUACCGACCAAUCGUUCAAAAAACAACACCUCACCCUAUACCAAUGGCUGUACCGUCGUAUUCGAAUUCAACGGAGGAAAACAUAUUACCCCAUCUUGACCACAUCGAGAAUCUCUUUACAAAAUCUAACGGUCAAUUGGGAAGCUUUUGGAAUGCCCAAGAACAUAGCUCAUUGUCUGGGGUCUCGCCUCCACUUGGUCACAUCACAACGCCUUUCCCCGUCGCAGCCAUCUCACCAUUGCAAAUUCGGAACCUGACAGGCAAUACCUUGGAUCAGGAUAGUUCCGUUAACAGAGGUUUCACCUACACCUCAGCUCGCCGUGGUAUAGAACCACCGACACCUUCUUUCUUGAUGACACCAACUACCGAAAUUAACGAGAUUCUCGCGGUACCUGAUGUGAGUCGCAGGUCUUCAUUGCACCCGAUGAGUGACGCGGCAGAACUUGAUGACCCAGCUACUCCUCCUUGCUCAUGGAACAUGGAGCGCAAAAUCGCCUACAUUGUCGAUUGCGCUAAGAUGCUCGGGUUUCGCGACUUCGACUCAGUCGUAACGACCUAUUACACCAACUCGUUUGAAGUUAUAUCCCGAGCUCAUGAUAUGCAGAGAGUUAGCAGGAUUCGUGGCCUCGGUUCUGUCCUUCGGACCAUUGAUGCCAGCGCCGAGACCUGGCCACAUCACGAGAGCCAAAUCUAUCAAGCCGAGAUUUUUAAAGCCGCCGAGCACCAUUACAGGGCUGAGUUUCAGAGAGCCAUUGACAGCGGAGCGCUGAUGGUUCUAGAAGAGCGUCAGAGACUGAAGGAGGAUGAAAUGAAUAGGCCGGCGGUUAAGCUUACGUCUCAUAAGAGUGAACUCCUGUCACAGCUUCCAAACCUUUGGACGUUCCUAUUGGAGCUUUCGGAAUGCAACCCUCCAACGUCCUUUAACGCGCUCCUACAUUACUAUUUAUCCUAUCAGAAAGACGUAGCUGCCGACCAAAGGAUAUAAUGAAUCCGGUAUCUGAGAGAGAACAUCACCUAUUUGAUCCUUGUCUAUAGAUCUUGUAUAUAAAAGACUGUCACUGGCGCCUGGGUCUAUUGACUGAUAGUGAAAGCUUAUGAUAUGUCCACGAGAUAUAUCAAGCCAACAAAAUGAAAAAUUACAAAUUCAAGCAAAUCAAAAAUAGACAC
This is a messenger RNA of Fusarium odoratissimum NRRL 54006, 1593 nucleotides long. RefSeq lists its product as uncharacterized. The transcript has 3 exons. The record is from RefSeq and is a predicted model, not a curated record. Gene Ontology annotation, molecular function: DNA-binding transcription factor activity. Bases 470 to 1411 code for a protein of 313 amino acids. Lineage: Eukaryota; Fungi; Ascomycota; Sordariomycetes; Hypocreales; Nectriaceae. Gene Ontology annotation, biological process: regulation of DNA-templated transcription.